CUCGAGAAGGUAUUGCAAGCGUGCGAGAUCAUUGACGCGUCAGAGCCGUACACAAAUUGCGCAGCUCGCGAUGAAAGAACGCGGGAAAAGUUGGCUGCAGCUGCAGCAGACUUUUGUGAUAGGCUAGGCUCAUUCCGAAUGCCUCUCGGAUUCAUGGUCCUCGAUCUACAGAAGGUGCUAAUGGGUGUGAACACACUGGAACGGUCGGAGAUGUGUAUGUCGACAAUGACUACGGGAUCUGUUGGCACCGCAGCAGGCGAGGCAAUGGCCCCGUUAGCAUGUAUCGCUGCAGAAACUGAUAGCAUAGUCAGUGCUGACCGAAUGUCAAAUACUUCCACAUCGACGUUUCGACGAAUGGGAAGUGGGUCAUCGGCGGCUGCAGUGCUUAGUCGCGUGCGCACUCCACUUCAGCGGCGCAAAUUUUUGGGAGGAGGAGGAGGCAGUGACGAUGCCACCACUCCUGAUGGUUCUUCUGCAGGAAAAUCUAUAGAGUUGAACUUGGCUAAUCUUCAGCCUGUCACUCUUAACCUGAAUUCGUUCUUUCGACAGGAGGCUGAUAGGUUAAGUGACGAGGAUUUGUACAAGUUGUUAGCUGACGCUCGACGUCCCGGCGGAAAGCUGUCGCGUUUGAAAACGUUCGCGGUUGAUAUGGGAUUACAACUGUCUGAGCUCUUGAUGCGGCUCAUCAGUCCGGAAAUGUUGCGUGUUGCCCCCUUCAGUGGAGGACCCGGCACUGAGCUCACUAAAGACAUCCAAGAGUUCCCCGCGAAAGGCUUCUACAUGGCCAAUACAAGUUAUCGGAACUUGAUGUACAUAUACCCUAAAUCGGCUAACCUCACAAAUCGACCUGGUACAGCACGGAAUAUCUCAAUCAAGGUGGAACUGAUGAACGCGCAAGAACAACCUUUACGAGUAUUAUACUCCAGGGGUGCAGGUUCAGAUAUGGUAUCGGUGGCGAGGACUGCUGUUAUUUAUCACAACAAAACGCCUCACAUCACAGAUGAGAUUAAACUUCGAAUACCGGUGGAUUUGGAUGACGGGCAUCAUUUAUUGUUUACUUUCUAUCACAUAUCUUGUAAAUCGAACAACAAGGACGAAGAAACUGAAUAUCCGAUCGGAUACAGUUGGCUGCCCCUUCUAAGAGACAGUCGAUUGUCAACGGGAGACUUCAACCUUCCAAUAUGUCUCGAUCGUCUUCCCUCUAGUUAUGGGUACCUCUCUCCGGAUGUCGCUCUUCCGAAUGUUCGGUGGCUUGACGGCCAUAAGCCUGUCUUCAAUGUAACCAUCAAAGCCAUAAGUACCGUUCACCCUCAGGAUGAACAUUUGGAAAGGUUUCUCGUUGCCGUAAAUUCUCUGUCAUCUACAGAUAGAAGGAAGCCGCCGGCAAGUGAAAUAGCGCUGAUUACUGCUGCACAGAGUGUCAUCAAAGCACGUCCUGAACCAAUGGUUGCUUUUAUGUAUAAUGUGCUGGACAAGUUGAUCGCUCUGAUUGCAAAUAAACCUUUACUCAGCGCAUGUUUUGAGACAUUGGGACAGCUGGUGAAAAUCUGUACCAUGUUGUUAGACUCAUGCUUAGAUAUGCACGGUCGGAGUGCGCUUCUGACAUCUUAUGUGCACUACUACAAAAUAGCCAUGAAAGAGUCGAAAGCGAGAUCGCAGCUGUGUAAGGAUAUGGCCGCCGAGAAGAACAAGCCUGGCUCCCCGGAAACUCAGAAGCUCUACCAUAUCAUUGAAGACGUUGAGAAAUUGAGUGCGCACCACCAGCGCGUCCCAGUUGAUGCGGUGCCCAGCACGUCCAAUAAGGCGGUGCAUGAAGAAUUAGCCGAGCAGUGGGUCCGUAGUGGCGGUUGUGCCAGGGAAAUGGCGUUUCUGAACGCUUGGUUCUUUCUGGAGUUAAUGAUAAAGUCAAUGGCAGAGUACCUUUCGAUGACUGGGAGAUUGUACCUAACACGACGAUCGCGAUUCAGUGAACGUUUUGUGAAAGCGCUCGACUCGUUAUCGUGUGCGACAAUCGCCGAAGUGGUCACCCGUCUUAACAAAGAUCCGCGCCAGGCGGUUGCCAUCGCAAACAGCUGGGCGUUUUUUGUG
Molecule: messenger RNA, 2088 nt
Organism: Ostertagia ostertagi
Lineage: Eukaryota; Metazoa; Nematoda; Chromadorea; Rhabditida; Trichostrongylidae
Source: the annotation of a GenBank genome assembly